AUAUACCCAAACUCCUCUGCAACCUGUCUCCUCAAGUAUAAAGGCAAAAGGAAAGCAGAUAAUAAAUAUUCUUUGCUAUAUUUUAAAGCAUUUACAUGCCGAUUAUUGUAAAUCCCUGCAAAUUCUGAUCUCUCAUACUUUUUUCUGAAGCGAUGCUGCCGAAAAUUUUUCCUUUUCUGAAAAGUUGCAGUUGAAUUUCUCUUUUGUCUGAAGCGUUGUAGUUGAAAAUUUUCUUUAUGACAAGUUGAAGCCUGCAAUUUUCUUUCUGCCAUGCAAUAAUACUGCAGAAGAAGCAUUUACAUACCUAAAUUCCGAAGAAGCAAAGAUGGCUUAUGUUCCACCGCACAGGAGAGUACAGUCGUCGUCUAAGCCUGAAAUCCCUGCACUCUCUUUCAACAGACUAUACAAUUACCCUGCGGCGAACGAUCCUGUAUUUAUGUGGUUUCCUGUUGACGAAAAUGUCAAUCCGCCGGCAAAUGUGAAGCUAGAGUUCAAGCCCUGUCCGGGCAGAUCAUUUCCAUAUCUGAAAGACAAAAUGCUUUACUCCAUUUCUGUAAACCCCCAUUCUGUAGACGAUGUGGAAAAUGAUAUGAGAUUCUUAAUGAUCAAUGCAACCCAUCCAUGGAGAUAUACGUGUGAGAAAAUAAAGGGUGAUUUAAGACAAUGUUUUCAAAGACUUGAGAAUCAUGUCAAAAAGUCAAAGGUUGACUAUGCCAAACCUGCUUUUACAAUACGAUUUGGAAAAAUUCUCUUUCAUAGUGUUAGGUUACCAUGGCAUGAAUGUGUUAGCUUAUAUACCCUGGAGAAAAUUUGGAAGCGUGAAAUAAGCCAUCAAUUUUUAUUGAAAAAAAUAUUUGAUAGACACAUUCCAAAAGAUCUUUUUGAAGCCCUAAAGGAAAAGACCAUUACAAGUUUAGAAACACCAGCAUUGAAAGAGAAAGUUGUCUAUAUAAUUAUGGUUGGGGACAAUUUGAAUUCUAGUAUUCAUUUACGGUUAACAUGUCGCAAGAAAGAUACAAAUGGCAAACAACUUGAACUCAAGAAGGUGUACAAUGAUGGAGAUUGUGUCUCUUUGUUUCCUAUACAGAUCGAACUGGAUCCCCUGAAACAUUUUGUUGCAGAUACAUCUUGCUUGAACAAGGUGAUGGAUUGGCGCUUGUUGGGCACAGAAAAGUAUCAGAUAGAUCUACAUGAAGAAGAUAAAGAAAGUAUUUUGGGAAUAGUGAAUUCUGCCCGCAUUGAAGUGAGUGCAAAAGGGGGAUUACAGUGGCCCAAUGGAGGCUCUGUGAGAAAUAGAUUUAAGGCCACAGAAGCAUGGACUCUCAAUGUAACCACCAUUGUUGGGAAAACAUGGGACAUGAAAUUUCAGCAGGCAAAUAGAGUAAACCUCAAAGAUUCUUCUGGAACGGUGUCAAAUGAAAUAGAUAUAAAGCUCAAAAGUAUAACCAAAUAUUUGAGGGAUCAAAGACAAUGGGAGGAAGAUAACAUAAUGAAGAUACUGGAAGAUAGCUUGAAAUGGUUUUGGAUGGAAGGUUUACAGGAACGUAGUCUCGUGCACAAAGAUUAGCAUCAAUGAAUCCAUUUAGGGGUAGUUUGAGACAAUCAAGGCCUAUUAUGAUGAACUGCUUAAUUGAACUGAACCUGUAUCUCUUUUUGCAUGACAAUAUUGUUCUUGAGACAAAGUGUUUUGAUGGGAAGGAAUAUGCUUUAAUUUCUUCAGAUCAUAGGUAGGAUUAGUCCACAGAUUAUAUCUUAUUAUUGAAGUGAAUAAGCAUCCGAUUUAGAAACUGAUUCUAGAACAGUAUGAUUCAGUGGCACUUGACACUUAUAAAUGACAUUGAAAAGAUAUAAUGUUGGAUUUGAAAUAUUUGGAUUAGACUUUGAUAAUAUCAAAUGUUUUGUUUUCCAAAGAGGAGCAAUUUUAUAUGUUUUUGUCGCUCAUUUGUAUGAAGCGUCCUCUUUUAUAUGUUUUUGUCGCUCAUUUGUAUGAAGCGUAUGUCAGAUGUGAAAAAAAUGGAUGAUUUUGUUCUUGA
Messenger RNA from Cryptomeria japonica (Japanese cedar), 2033 nucleotides. RefSeq lists its product as uncharacterized. The transcript has 8 exons. NCBI's taxonomy places the organism in Eukaryota, Viridiplantae, Streptophyta, Pinopsida, Cupressales, Cupressaceae. The record is from RefSeq and is a predicted model, not a curated record. Bases 326 to 1567 code for a protein of 413 amino acids.